UUCUAGGUCGGUACUCGAGUCAAAGCCCCAAACUUUUCUCGCGAACCAAACAGACAAAAAUGACGAUUUCCUCUCUCACCUCUUUCUCUAUUGCCCCGAAGCUCUCCUGCUCAAUGAUCCCAACAACAACAACGAAAACAGUUGUCCAUACAUUUCCCACAAGAACUCAUUUCAAUUCAACCCUAAUUUCAAAACCUAACUUCACGUCUCUCUUCCUCACAAAAUCCACUCUUAAACCUCGAUUACGAACCUCCGGCAUUCGAUGCCUCUUCACCGGCAUAGUCGAAGAAAUGGGUGAAAUCAACCACCUGGGCACCACUGUGGACGGCGGAUUCGACCUUCAAAUAAGGGCAAAAACCGUUCUUGAAGGUGUCAAUUUAGGAGAUAGCAUUGCUGUUAAUGGCACUUGCUUAACGGUAACGAAUUUCACUAAUGAAGAGUUCACUGUUGGUUUAUCUCCUGAAACAUUAAGAAAGACGUCUCUUAUUGAGCUAAAGCCUGGAUCUUUGGUGAACUUGGAGAGGGCAGUACAACCGACAAGUCGUAUGGGUGGGCAUUUUGUGCAGGGUCACGUGGAUGGCACGGGAGUGAUAGUGGACAAGGAGCCAGAAGGGGAUUCAUUGUGGGUGAAGGUGAAAGUGGAUAAAGACUUGUUGAGAUAUGUUGUGCCAAAGGGGUUUAUUGCUGUGGAUGGAACUAGUUUGACUGUGGUGGAUGUGUUUGAUGAAGAAGGAUGCUUUAAUUUUAUGCUGGUGUCUUAUACACAGCAGAAGGUAGUGAUUCCUUUGAAGGAAGUUGGACAGAAGGUUAAUUUGGAGGUGGAUAUUUUGGGGAAAUACGUAGAGAGGUUACUUAGCAGUGGGUUUGUUGAAUCCAUCAAGGCUUCAAAAUAAAGGACGACUUAUCAUAGGACAUUGACAUAAACUUCUGUUGUUUUGAAGACCUUCAACUGUGACAAAGAAGAGAGGAGGGACUUUUGUGACUUCAUGAAUAGAGCAAGAAAGAUAAAGAAGACAUUGUUCAAACAAGUGAAAAACAGCAAUUCAAUUUUGGAGGAAUAAUUCAGUGGCAAAGUGCAUGUUAAUGGUUGAAUAUUCAAUUAGUCUUUUACUUUUAUUCUUUGACUCACAUUUCUAAUGGUUCAUAGAGCUUUGAGUAAAUAUUCAAAAAUCAGAAUAUAAUGGUAAAAAAGAGCAUUUGUUUGAUUUUA
Jatropha curcas is the source of this 1210-nucleotide messenger RNA. RefSeq names its product lumazine-binding family protein. The record is from RefSeq and is a predicted model, not a curated record. Gene Ontology annotation, molecular function: riboflavin synthase activity. Gene Ontology annotation, biological process: riboflavin biosynthetic process. Lineage: Eukaryota; Viridiplantae; Streptophyta; Magnoliopsida; Malpighiales; Euphorbiaceae.